AUGCGUCACUGGACCAAACAGCCCCUCAGGAGAGAUCCAGCCAUAGCAGCAGCAGGGAGUGUAGCAUCUCCAUCCCCAGUGCGCGUCCAGACCAUCCUUCCCAGCAUGUUUGAUGCUGGAGUGGGGAUCAUGCAGAGCUGGUUCUGUGCCUGCUGGGACAGCUCCUGGGUGAUAUACACCUGCGUCCUUCUGGUCCUGGUCAUCUUGGUGGCCAUGGUGACUCAGCACAGCUUCUCCUGGAGAAGCAGGAUGGCUCUUCGGAGGAAGAGGACACACCGAAAGAAAAAGCAGAAACCGAAAGCUUUUGGUUGCUGUGAGGAAGAGCUGGAGGAGGCUGGUGCAUCCCUAGAGAUAUGCUGCCCUGUGCACCCGGAGAAGUUCGGCUUGGCUCAGUACCUCAGGCUGGUUGAGAGGAGGCUACAGUACAUGGCCAGACACCUGGAUGAAGUUCUGAUACCGCCGAGUGUGUCGACAUCUGCCACGAGCCAGUUCUCCUACUCCUCUAGGGAAUCCACCACCUCUGCCCUCCGGAGUCCCAGCUCCUUUUCCCUGAGAGAAGCCGCCAUGAUUCAAUCAGAGCCCCUCUGCCACACGGGGGAGAUCAUGCCUGUCGGGGGCUGGGAAGGAUCCGCUCAUCCCAUCCAAGCCCAGCCUCUCACCAGGCCUCCUGCCCACAGCAAACGAGACCGGGGAGAGCAGACCAUGGGUCUGGACCAGACGUCAGUCCAUGGCUUAGACUUCAACAUCCGCCAGAAGCAUCUGCAGAGUCAACUGGGGGCUCCUACCCCAUACACAGAGUCGCUGGCCAAGAUGAUCCCUAACGUCCCUGCUCUGCACCCACCGGACAGAGACCCCAGGGUGAAGUUCAACAUGAGCAGGGUCCCUUUCCUAAGCUGUGAAGUCCUGGAGGAACUGGACUGUCACGUGCACACAAAGAGACUCCAGCAUGAGCAGGGUUUACCCCUCACCCCCCAAAAACCCCACACAGCUCUUCUGCCUCCAGCUCCACAAACCCCCAUCCCGGGGGAGCCAUUGCUGGGUGAGCGGGACACCAAGCAGCAAUUGAUAUUAGACACAGAUUGGCCCAAAUGUGGAUUUCCAGCAAAGGUCCUGGAGCCCCUCAGAUCCAACACCAGCCCUCAGCGUGCACAGGCGAUCCAGGAGCCAUGUGUCUGCCCCUCUGGACCCCUGCCUCAAAAGGCCCACAGGAUCCUGGCAUCCCCUGAUGCCAUCCUGGCCAGGCUUGUGCCCACGCUGGUGGUCAAGUUGCAGGAUCACAUUGCUCAGAAAUGCUCAGAGAUCCAAAUGCAGGCAUUCCCAAAGAUGGUGAGAGAGUCGCACAGAGAUGCUCCCCUCGUGAGAGAGACGGCAAUAGCAGAGAAGAUGCUCACAGACACACUCCACCUUUAUAGGAGCAAGUUGAGAAAGCCCCUUACCAGUGUGAGUGGCACCAAAGGGACUGAAGAGAAGCUGGAGCUGCACAUGGAGAGGAAGGUUCUCUUGGGAGAAGGCUCUUGUCUGGGAGGAGGAAGGCUAACGCACCUCGGGGGAGUCACCGGAGGACAAGGUGAAUGA
Messenger RNA from Mauremys reevesii (Reeves's turtle), 1575 nucleotides. RefSeq lists its product as uncharacterized. The coding region runs from base 1 to 1575 and encodes 524 amino acids. NCBI's taxonomy places the organism in Eukaryota, Metazoa, Chordata, Testudines, Geoemydidae. The transcript has 6 exons. The record is from RefSeq and is a predicted model, not a curated record.